Molecule: messenger RNA, 482 nt
Organism: Plutella xylostella (diamondback moth)
Lineage: Eukaryota; Metazoa; Arthropoda; Insecta; Lepidoptera; Plutellidae
Gene: Roc2
Product: Regulator of cullins 2
Molecular function (GO): zinc ion binding
Source: RefSeq, a predicted model, not a curated record
ACACUUGACAGUUGACACAUAAACAAAAACACUUCGUUUGCUGGUGUAAAUCUUGGUGUUUUGCAAAAAUAUCAUGUCUGGUGAAGAUUACGAGGCUUUUGAUCGUGCAGAUAAUGAUGGCCAGAAGCCGGAUAAGAUGUUUACCUUAAAGAAGUGGAAUGCCGUGGCCAUGUGGAGCUGGGACGUUGAGUGCGAUACCUGUGCUAUUUGCCGCGUACAAGUCAUGGACGCGUGUCUUCGCUGCCAGGGCGAGAGCAACAAGAAGGACGCGUACGGCAAGCAGGACUGCGUGGUGGUGUGGGGCGAGUGCAACCACUCCUUCCACUUCUGCUGCAUGUCGCUGUGGGUCAAGCAGAACAACCGCUGCCCGUUGUGCCAGCAGGAGUGGUCCAUCCAACGCAUGGGGAAGUAAACAAUAUAGUUCGAAUCCUGUAUGUAUUAUAGUCUCAUUUUGAUCUUUAUUAAAUGGUGUUUGUAAUUUU